Messenger RNA from Protopolystoma xenopodis, 1005 nucleotides. Lineage: Eukaryota; Metazoa; Platyhelminthes; Monogenea; Polystomatidea; Polystomatidae. The record is from the annotation of a GenBank genome assembly.
AUGGAACGUCUGGGAAUCAAUGGCAGCAAGCUCUCCACCGGUCUACAGUCAACUCUUCAUUUGCAGCUGUGGCGCGCUUUACUCAUCAGUGAACCUUCUGCGGGAUGCAAAUUGCUUGCCUCUUGGCCAUUGGAAAGCAUCAAAAUGGCCUACUGUGUUGCAACUGCCAAUGAUGCUUCUGCCUUUGUUGCACGCACUCCCGUUACUUCCGGACGUGUCUGUUCAUCCGUCAGUGGAGCAAUCGCCUCCCUGUCUAGCGGAGCUGGACGGCCCUCUUCUCGUCGACAUCACACCUCAUCCACCUCGUCUACUGCUUCUAUCAUUCAGAUUCCGGGAGUCAGUGCUACUGCUUCGCCAACGGCUUCAAAUGAUGUAACUGGGCCCUUGGGAUCCAGUGCGAAUUCCGGAGCCACCGCAUCUCGCCCUAUCGCUAACUGCGUUUCUGAUCAAUAUACUCAGAAACAUCAACACACGCUAUACUCCCAACCCGGAUCCCUGAGCUCUGCAGGUCGUCCAACUCUAUUGGAGGCUGACCCUCUCAAGCAGUUACCACAGCCAAAUAGCUUAGCUUUCGAUACAGCCUAUAACCUUCCGGGUCUCGAAGGAACUUUUCUUGCUGGUGAGCAAGACGAAUUUGAUCUGGAUGAGGAAGAUGCUGGCCAGGUCAAAAAAUCCGUUGGAGCAUCAAAGACUACUGGAGAGGUUUUGUUUGUUCUAGCUGCGAACAAGCAUGCUGGAAAAGGUAAUGCUCUUUUGUUUCGAAGUCUUUUCUAUCGUACUUUCUAUCCAUCUAUGAGUACCUAUGUCCUUCAAUCUCACUGCCUAUACUUAAAUUUCCACUCGUUUAACCAUCUCCAUAUAUUUUUACCUAUGUACAGGUAUUUAUCCAAUGUAUUAUUUACCAAUCCGGCUAUCUAUAUCUCACUUAUAAGAAGUUUUGCAUCACAUUUAUUUUUUUAUAUAUUUAGCUUGUCCAAAUUCUCGUUCUUGCUUUCGAAGCUGUGA